AUGGGCACUCAGUCGUUCGUUGCAACCGUCGCAGGUUUCACUGCUCUAGCAGUGAUCGGCUCAAUCGUAGCUGUUGUCUACAUCGUGAAUGACAUCAACAAUUUCUACGAUGACGCCAUCGAGGACCUCAGAGAGUUCAAGGACACAGCGAAUUCGGCCUGGCAUGCAAUGAUGCCUACUCCCGCUCAGAUGGUUCGUGACAGGCGACACGCUCUGAAACACCGCAGAGGAGCAGGAGGUUCGAGCUGCAACUGUGGAGCUCAGCCAAACAACUGCCCUGCCGGACCACCGGGUCCGCUAGGUCAGCCAGGAGCACCGGGAGAAGAUGGAACGCCUGGAGCACCAGGACCAUCAGGUGGAGCUGGCCCAUAUCCUGGUCGCGACCAAGGUACUGCUUGUCCCAAGUGUCCAGCAGGACCUCCAGGUCAACCGGGUGCUGACGGACCUCCCGGACCUGCUGGUCCUGAUGGAAAUCCAGGAGCACCAGGAGGCGGAUCGACAUCUGGUCCACCCGGUCCACCAGGACCUCCUGGAGAUGCUGGAAACCCUGGAGCUCCAGGACAACCCGGAUCUGCUGGACAGCCAGGUGCACCAGGAACAUCUGGAAAGAGUCAACCCGGACCACCAGGACCACCCGGUCCUCCUGGAGGAUCCGGACAACCGGGACAGGAUGGAGGCCCUGGAGUCGGUGGAGGACCUGGACCAGCUGGAGCACCUGGCCCCGCUGGGAACCCAGGAGCACCCGGUACUGACGGUCAGCCGGGACAGCCUGGCGGACCUGGUGGGCCUGGAGGUGAUGCUCAAUACUGUCCUUGCCCUCCAAGGAACGGUUCGCCAGUGCAGUCCGACACCCCAUCCACAUCUUACAAACAAGCACCGGCUUCGGGAGGAUAUCGCAAGGCUGUUAGAAGAGUGGCACGAAACCGUGUUGUUCGACAUCCAUCUGGCAUUUCCAGAAGAAUUGUCAAGGCCUAA
Necator americanus (New World hookworm) is the source of this 975-nucleotide messenger RNA. RefSeq lists its product as uncharacterized. NCBI's taxonomy places the organism in Eukaryota, Metazoa, Nematoda, Chromadorea, Rhabditida, Ancylostomatidae. Bases 1 to 975 code for a protein of 324 amino acids. The transcript has 3 exons. The record is from RefSeq and is a predicted model, not a curated record. Gene Ontology annotation, molecular function: structural constituent of cuticle.